AUGGCCAUCAUGGCCCAUGGCUGCCCCUCACACUGCCCUUCUCCCCCAGGAGUCGGAGGUCCAGCGGCCGCCGCUGCUGCCAAAGCAGCUGCCAAAGCAGCCAAGUAUGGAGCAGGUGGCCUGGCUCCUGGCGUGGGUGGCCUGGCUCCUGGUGUAGGUGGUCUGGCUCCUGGCGUGGGUGGCCUUGCUCCUGGUGUUGGUGGCCUUGCUCCUGGUGUUGGUGGCCUGGUCCCUGGUGUUGGUGCUGUCCCAGGGGUGGGAGCUCCAGCAGCAGCAGCGAAAGCAGCAGCCAAGGCAGCCAAAUACGGUGCCGGAGUCGGAGGGGUGCCCGGAGCGGUGCCCGGAGCGGUGCCCGGCGUUGGUGGAGUGCCAGGAGUGGCACCUGGUGUUGGUGCUGUGCCCGGGUUGGUACCGGGUGUGGGGGUACCCGGUACUGGCAUCCUCCCUGGGGCAGGCAUCCCUCAAGUAGGGGUGCAGCCUGGUGCUAAACCUCCCAAGUUCGGUGUUCCUGGGGCUGGUGUGCCAGGAGUUGGUGGUGUGCCAGGAGUUGGUGUGCCGGGAGUCGGCGGCAUCCCAGGGGGCUUGUUUCCAGGAGCUGCUGGGAAACCCCCUAAGCCAGGUUUUGGUGUUGGGGGGCUGCAGCCAGGAGCUGGAGUUCCCGGCUUCGGCGUGUCACCGAUAUUCCCAGGUGGGGUAGCCGGCCAGCUGGGCUUCGGUGGGAAACCCCCGAAGACCUAUGGAGGAGCCCUUGGUGCCCUUGGAUUUAGAGGCGGCGUGGGCUGCGCACAAGGGAAGUACUGCGGGAGGAAGCGGAAGUAACCGUCCCCCAUCACCGAUGACCUCAUGAACUUUGGUGCUACUGCAUGGUCCAGAAUGUAAACCCCAAGCAAAGCUGAGACAGCCCCCCUCCCCACCCCCCC
This is a messenger RNA of Dryobates pubescens (Downy woodpecker), 920 nucleotides long. Its product is annotated as elastin-like. NCBI's taxonomy places the organism in Eukaryota, Metazoa, Chordata, Aves, Piciformes, Picidae. The record is from RefSeq and is a predicted model, not a curated record. Gene Ontology annotation, molecular function: extracellular matrix structural constituent. Bases 1 to 819 code for a protein of 272 amino acids. The transcript has 12 exons.